This is a messenger RNA of Dunckerocampus dactyliophorus (ringed pipefish), 9775 nucleotides long. RefSeq names its product TAO kinase 1a (gene taok1a). Gene Ontology annotation, molecular function: ATP binding; protein kinase activity. The transcript has 23 exons. Lineage: Eukaryota; Metazoa; Chordata; Actinopteri; Syngnathiformes; Syngnathidae. The coding region runs from base 530 to 3604 and encodes 1024 amino acids. The record is from RefSeq and is a predicted model, not a curated record. Gene Ontology annotation, biological process: execution phase of apoptosis; protein phosphorylation.
GGCGGAACUUCUCAACUGUGUCGACAGAAGGCGGACGCUCGGCCUGAGUUUGGACUCGACUCCUGUACUGUACAUCCAAAUACAAGUUAGCAUGGUGACGUGCUCGACCUUUUUCUGACGUCCGCGGCUUGUUUAACGCUGUUUGGGAGCCGUUUGAACUUCACUGACGUCUUCCCUCGACGUGUUUUGACAAAAAGGGUGGCGGCGGAGCAAGCCAUCGGCAGCCAUCUUUGGACCUGCCUGCCGCUGGGAGUGGGAUUCGACCAUUCUGGCAACCCAGUCACUUCUUUAGGGUGUGGAUUUUUUUUCCUUUUUAAAUUAACUCCGUCGUCUUCAUGUUGCCAUCGAGUGACAGCCUAAAGAACCACAACAACCCGACUCGCUAAUUCGCCACGGUGGGGAUGACAAGGAAGUGGUGACCACAUAUGAGACCACAGUCCUGCAGAAGAGCCGUCAGUGGGGGCUAUUUAGUCGCUGUCGCAGACCCAGAUAGUUUGGCGGCAGCGGCAUUGCCCCCCAUCUCUCCAUUAUGCCCAACAGCAGUCGGGCGGGGAGCCUGAAGGACCCCGAAAUUGCUGAGCUCUUCUUCAAGGAAGACCCUGAGAAGUUCUUCACAGAUCUGCGCGAGAUAGGACAUGGCAGCUUUGGUGCUGUAUAUUUUGCACAGGAUGUGCGAACAAGUGAGGUGGUGGCCAUCAAGAAGAUGUCCUACAGUGGAAAGCAGUCCAGUGAGAAAUGGCAAGACAUAAUAAAGGAAGUGAAAUUCUUGCAAAGAAUACAACAUCCAAACAGCAUAGAGUACAAAGGAUGUUACCUGCGAGAGCACACUGCAUGGCUGGUGAUGGAGUAUUGUCUAGGCUCUGCUUCAGAUUUGUUAGAGGUUCACAAGAAACCCUUACAAGAAAUUGAAAUAGCUGCAAUUACCCAUGGUGCUCUUGAAGGUUUGGCUUAUCUUCACUCCCACAACAUGAUUCACCGUGAUAUCAAGGCAGGAAACAUCUUACUGACAGAGCCAGGCCAGGUAAAACUGGCAGAUUUUGGCUCAGCCUCCAUCGCCUGCCCAGCCAACUCCUUUGUUGGGACACCAUAUUGGAUGGCCCCAGAGGUUAUCUUGGCUAUGGAUGAGGGCCAGUAUGAUGGGAAAGUAGACAUUUGGUCUUUAGGAAUAACCUGCAUUGAAUUAGCUGAGAGGAAGCCUCCUCUGUUCAACAUGAAUGCAAUGAGUGCCUUAUACCAUAUAGCACAGAAUGAGAGCCCCAUGCUGCAGUCCAGUGAAUGGACGGAUUAUUUCAGAAACUUUGUAGAUUCUUGCCUACAGAAAUGUCCACAAGAUAGGCCGAACUCUGAGGAGCUCUUGAAGCAUGCCUUCGUCCAACGUGAGCGUCCCGAAUCGGUUCUUAUAGACCUAAUAAACCGGACGAAAGAUGCAGUGCGAGAGCUGGACAAUUUGCAGUAUCGCAAAAUGAAGAAGAUAUUAUUUCAUGAAGCCCACAAUGGCCCCAGCAUUGAAGCUCCAGAUGAAGAGGAGGAGCCAGAACACAGUGUGGGUAGAACUGGUACCGUGAACAGUGUGGGGAGCAACCAGUCCAUUCCCAGUAUGUCAAUUAGUGCCAGCUCCCAGAGCAGCUCUGUCAACAGUCUGACAGACGUAGGUGAUGACAAAAGCGAGGUGGACAUGGAGGGGGACCACACAGUCUUGUCCAACAGUUCUGUCAUCCAUCUCAAACCGGAGAAAGCAGCAUAUAACAAAGAUUCAGAACCUCACGUUCGGCCAACUGAGCCUCAGUCCCAACCUGCAAAUCCUCCACGGCCAAAGCGGAACCGAGAACACUUCGCAACAAUACGCACAGCCUCAGUGCUCACUCGCCAGAUUAAGGAGCACGAACAGGACUCUGAAUUAAGGGAGCAGAUCUUAGGCUACAAGCGCAUGCGACGGCAGCACCAGAAACAGUUGAUGGCCCUGGAGAACAAGCUGAAAGCGGAGAUGGACGAGCACAGACUCCGCCUGGACAAGGAGCUGGAGAACCAGAGGAAUACCUUUGCUCAGGAGAUGGAGAAACUGAUCAAGAAGCACCAAGCAUCCAUAGAAAAAGACACAAAAACGUUUAGUAACGAUGAGAAGAAAUUCCACCAACACAUCCAGAGCCAGCAGAAGAAAGAACUUAAUAGUUUCCUCGAAUCACAAAAACGGGAGUACAAACUUCGCAAGGAACAACUCAAAGAGGAGUUGAAUGAAAACCAAUCCACACCCAAGAAGGAGAAGCAGGAGUGGUUGUCCAAGCAGAAGGAGAAUUUCCAGCACUUCCAAGCAGAAGAGGAGGCCAACCUCCAGCGUAGACAAAGGCAGUAUUUGGAACUGGAGUCCCGCAGGUUCAAACGGAGGAUCUUGAUUGCUCGCCACAACAUUGAGCAAGACUUAGUGCGUGAGGAGUUAAGCAAAAGGCAGACUCAGAAAGACUUGGAACACGCCAUGCUUCUACGGCACCAUGAAUCCAUGCAAGAACUGGAGUUCCGCCAGCUGAACACCAUCCAGAGGACACGGGCCGAGCUCAUCCGACUCCAGCACCAGACAGAGCUCACUAACCAGCAGGAAUACAACAAGAGGAGAGAGCGGGAACUGAGACGCAAGCACGUAAUGGAGGUUCGCCAGCAACCAAAAAGCCUCAAGUCAAAAGAGCUACAAAUCAAGAAACAGUUCCAGGACACUUGCAAGAUUCAGACUCGGCAGUACAAGGCACUGAGGAAUCAUCUGCUGGAGACCACACCAAAGUCAGAGCACAAGGCUGUGUUGAAGCGUCUGAAACAAGAGCAGCACCGCAAACUCGCCAUCUUGGCAGAGCAGUAUGACCACUCCAUCAAUGAGAUGCUGUCCACACAGGCGCUUCGUCUGGAUGAGACUCAAGAAGCACAGUGCCAAGGCCUCCGAAUGCAGCUACAGCAGGAGCUGGAGCUUCUUAACGCCUAUCAGAGCAAGAUCAAGAUGCAGACAGAUGCACAGCAUGACCGUGAGAGGAAAGAUCUGGAGCAAAGGGUGUCGCUACGCAGAGCCCUGCUGGAACAAAAGAUUGAAGAGGAGAUGAUGUCCUUGCAGAAUGAUUGCUUGGAGCGAAUCCGCAGCCUGCUAGAACGUCAAGCACGAGAGGUUGAGGCUUUCGACUCAGAGAGUAUGCGCCUGGGUUUCAGCAACAUGGUGCUAUCAAACGUCUCCCCGGAGGCCCCCGGCCAUAGCUUUCCGGGGUCCCCGGGAAGUUGGGGGCAGCAGCAACAACAGCACCCUUCAGGGAGCUUUCAUGGGCCACACUGGAGUAGUGGCAGCUUGAGCACAGGCCCAAGCCGCCAAAGCAGCCAUCGCCACUAUCACUCCAGUCCUGGGGGGCCACCUAUGCAGCAAAGCUGGGGGCAAGGCUUGCAGGGUGGUGGUACUCCACAGCCAUGGGGUCACCCGUCAGCAGUAUCCCUUGUCUCUCGCAGCAGUGCUGGUGCACAGAACAGCCCCCAAGGCAUGGGGAGGACACCGCCCGGGGGCCACAGUGAGCAGGGCAUGAGCAGGAGCACCAGCGUCACCUCUCAAAUAUCUAACGGGUCCCAUCUUUCCUACACAUAAGUCAACCCACAGAGAUGCAAGUUCAACAAAUUCCGGGUGAGCUCCGCAGUUCCGUCUUUCCCCUACACUUCUCCAUUUCCUUUCACUGUGCGCACACGUGGAUGUGUCAUUAAAUACAUGUUGCUCAGGUCAACGGGGCUGCAAAGAGAUGCAGCCCCUCCUCACAGUUUCAGCAAGCAUACAGAUCCUUUAGGUUUAUGUUACAAAACAAUUUGUCAACAAAUAAUCCUUUUUUAUUGAUCAAGUUCAAAAAGUACCCAUUUUGCACAUGAAAACACUGUUCAAAGCCUUUGACUUGUGUCAAUCACAGUAAACGAAAAUAUAUACCAUUUCCUAUAGAUGUUGCCUGCAGUUUUACACUGGCCCAUACUGUGCUUGUAGACAAUGUUGCGAUGCCAGCCUGCUGUAAUGGUCAUUAGGAUGCAUCCACAGUCAUUCUUUAGUUCAUUUUCAGGCUUGAAACCAAAUAAACAAAACAUUUCUUUGAGUCCUAGGCUACAAAUCUGAUUACAGUGCCUUUUCUAUUAUUUUUGCAUUAUUCAAAGACAGGUCUUAAAUGUGAAUAGUGUGAUAGUGUAAAUGUAAUCAGGAUCUCUUAGCACUCAUGAUCCUGCAGUCUUAGUUCCAUAAGGCCCAAAUAUAUUCACACUUGUAUUCACUGUGUACAGUGGUAUGUGCUGAGUAGUCUUAGAAACUAUGACAAAUAGAAACAAUGUGACAUAUUCAGUGAUGUUGCUAGGUACGCGUCCUGCAUCCUUGACGCAUUCAAAUCUGAAAGGAUGCAGGAAACUCACUAUCCAUGCAUUCCAGGCACCUCAUUUUUCCCAUGAAAAACGAUACUUUGUGAACAACUCGUGUUUAAAAUCAAAGUAAUUACUAGGGAUGUCCCGAUCCAAUCUUCAUGAUCAGGCUCGGCUGCCGAUCCACUGUAAUUUGAAGAUCGGAUAAUAUCGGCUUCUGCCAUGAGAUCAGGCCGAUCCGGUUGUCGUAUAAAGUUCGGAACGCUGGGCCACAGUCCAACAUGCCAGGCGCAGUAAUGUGCCUCAAAGCUGGUUACCACUCGACUCCCGCCACACGCAAGAGAAACCAACCGCAACACCACCAUGCAGACGUGUCCGCCGUGUACCGUGGUGAAGUUAGUUUGACAUUGGAUGUUGUAUAUUUGGCUCUGCCGUCACAGCGGUAAUUCCAUCUCACUGUGCCCUGCCUGCUGAGUCAUGGUGCAGGGAGCUCGCACAGGAAGUGCAGGAAGUCAAACACUACUAAACAUGUCAAAAACUGCGGCAAAAAACCUUGCAAACUCCUAUGUUACGGAGCGUGAAUGGAAGCUAGCGGGGUUAGCUUAGUUUAGCAGCGCGUGCUAGUGCAGCUGUGUGUGUGCGCACGUCUCAGGUUGGAUGAGUAUAUUUUCACCGUGCUGUCUUUCACCGUUUUAAUGUACCGCUUUAAAGGACCAUUUUACAAUGCCCACUGACGACGUGCAGGUCCUGAGUGAAAAGAGACGAGGCACAUUUAUUCUUGCACCCAGCUCGUGUCAACCGUCAAUUGCAAUUCUCAACACACACAACACACUAACGGCCUUCAGAAUAAGAACGCUCUUUGUCACAUUUGUCUAAUUGUGUAAACAAAAUAAGGGUGUCCAUAAAAAUGUCUUACAUUAAUAACGCGAUUGGAAUUUUAAUCUGCGACUACAUCUUCCUUAAUCACAAGCACGAGCGUUACAGUUUGUUGAAGAUUUUGUAGCAAUAUGUGGUGAGGCUGACAUCCCAUUAGAAAAGUUUGCCAAGCUACGUCCAUUUCUCAAUUACUGGAUAAAGUGGGCCAGCGAUGUAUUGUAUCAAUAAAUGUAAGGAUUUUUGCAUUUCAUUCAUGGACAUUUUAAUCACCAACCCAAAUAGCAGACACACUAUGCUGGUAAAAUAAGUGGAAAAAGUAGAAGACUGAGUUCUAAAAAAUGAAAACGGAAUUUGGGGAAAAAAUAAAACUGAUUUCAUAGAACCCUGUCAGAGUUUGUUAAAAAACAAAAAGUCAAAUAUUCUAAAUCACGCCAUAAAUUGAUCUAUAACCAUGAUUAGUGCAAAAAAUGAUUAGUCCUACCCUGACAAAGAUGCAUUCAAUACCACAAAUUUAAUACAUCAUCUGAGGACCAAACAUAAAACGGAGGAUGAAGUGUUUAGCAAGGACUUUCGGCGGAAAGACAAAUAUCUAAAAGAGACCAAAGCGGUAGCCAAAUUUAUUGUGAAUUUGAUAAAAAUGGGUCAUUGUGUUUACAGUAAUUACUUGCUUAAAACAUUUUCAGUUCUAUAACCAAUAAUGCCAUUUUCAAAGUAAGUAAAGUACGAUCGGGACUCAAAAUCAGGUGGAUCUGAGGCCAAAUAAAUGCUUAUCGGGACAUCCCUACCCAUUUAUGUUAAUGUAUUUUGGGGGUGGAGGAGUCACAUACUGUAUAUUGCACAUGCGUAGUACAAAUCAGGUUGCCCAACGCGUGGCUGACGAAAAAUAGGUCGACAAGCCGCCGAACGGAUGUAAAGACGCGUUUUGCACAUGUGCAGAGCGGAUCAUGUUUCCGGUACAGAUUGAGUAGUGACAGCAGUGACGAAAAAUACAUAUUGAUGGUCGGCAUUUUGUUCUGCUCAGAUGUUUGUUUUUUUCUCUCGAGUAAGCGGGGAAGGGAGAACGAAUGCAAAAUGUCACUGGAGGAAAAAGCCAAACCCUAUUGAUCAGUAACUUUUAAGAAAAAGAAGAUAUGAAAUGUAUGUAUAUAUAUAUAUAUAUAUAUUUUUUUUUUUAAUUUUUUUAUUGGGGACCCAUUGAAUUUUCCAGGGACCCAGUCAAAUCACCACCUGUGGCUCUCAGACUCACGGCAUUGAAAACCUAUCAACAUCACUGCAUAUUGGUGGCUUUUACUUGUACCUAUUUUAAAGUGGAGAUGGAAGUGACAUAUCAGUGUCCAAAGAGACACAUUUGCCUUCAAAAACAAUCAAAAACUUUGAUUAUUUUAGUGCCUUUUUAAAACUGCUGCCUUCUCAAAGCACUUUAUGCUGAAUGCAAGAUAUUUUUUAAAGCUAAUAAUAGUGGACUUUUAGUCGCGAAAAACGUGGUAGAUGAGUGUUGAUAUGUGGAUUGAGGAGUGAAGUGGUGUGUUGUGAUUUUUAUUUUUAUUUUAAGAAGUACACAGCAAGUUUUGUGUAUGUGAGUGAAAACGCACCACGAAACCUUAGCUGAAUGUGUGGAUGUUGCGGGCUAUUUUCCUUGAAUUAAACUCAGAACUACAGAACCUGUUGAGAGGCAGGUAGAUUUCAGCUAAUAUCCAUGACCAUGACCGCAGGCUUGGCCCCACUUAAGGGAAAUGACACCACGGCCCAGUAAGGUCACACGGAACUGUGCUAAAUUUAAAAAAAUAAAAAUAAUUUUUAAAAAAGUCAUCAGAACAAAGGGCGACUGAAUAUUGAAGACAUUGCUUUAGGCACACAGAGAAAGAUGCAAGUGGAAUAAGAACAAAGCACUUGAGCCUGGCAGGCAUUUUUGUAAUAGUUAUGGGAGAGGCACGCUUUGCAUUACACAACUUUUAAGCAUAAGAAAACCCUAUUAAAUCUACACAGGUGUGUGUGUGUGUGUGUGUGUAUAUUGGAACAUUUUAAACUGUUAAUUUCAGAAACUGACAUAUUGAUGGCAGAAAUCUUACAAUCUACAAUAUUACAUUGACAGCGUAAAGUAGCCAAAAUGUGCAUCUCAAUCUACUAUCAUCACAUAGUGUACAUAACUAGUUUGAGUUCUGGUACCAAAACUCCAAGUGAUCAUUAUUUCUCAGCUGUGGUCAAGUAAAAUGUAUUGAUCCUUCCUUGUGUCAAAGAGUUUGGAUGUUAGGCCAACGUCACCUCACCCUCCUUGCCAACCUUCAAUUUGUAUGCACGUUUUCUUCACUUUGUGUGUGUGUGUCUGCGGGAGAGAAAGAGCCUGGUUAUAUUGUCAUUCAUGCCAACUCUCCACCAACCUGGAUUAAAUUGUUGUUUUUGUAUUUUUAACUUUUGUCAAGUUUUGUCCUACUGACUGACUGAACCGCAUAUGGGGUACUGAAUUAAGAGAGUUGGCAACAGAUAGAGAAGGCGGCCAUCUUUUCUGUGGUCCAAACACUGCCAUAGUUGCCAAGCCCAGGGGUCACCACAUUGUUUUUCCUUCCAUGUUUUCACCCCCCCCGCAUCACUGGGCUUGGAAGCAACACAGUAAGUCACAUCUGCUCCAGUGGCCAACACAAACACUUGGGUGGCAAAUAUAGUGAAAAGAGAUUGCAUUUCUUUGAAGAUGUCAGUAUUCUUUUUAGUUUUUUUUUUUUUUUGGCACAUUACCACUACAACUUGUAACCUGUAUUAAAUUGUAUAGAUGGUCUUGAGAGUUUAUGAAGAUGCUACUCAUGAUGAGAUGGUCAGAUACUUUAAAGUGGAUUGAAAUUGUAUAAAAAGAUUCAUUAAACAGAAUAAGAAUAGAAUCAAAUUUACUAUUUUGUUUGUAUAAUAAUGUACCAUUGUGUUGGCAGAGGGAUUAUUGAAAAGAAAUCAACUGUAAUAAAGUAAUUUUAGUAUAAGUGUGUCUGUUUAUUCUAGUCUUUGCAUGACAGCAUUGUGACAUCACAAAAUGACCUGCGGACCAAUCUGUAAUUGGUCUCGACCCAAAAGUAACCACAGUCCUUAGGUGACUGACUGACAGGACACAUUCACGUAGACGCCUCUCGUAGCUUGGCAAAUUGCUGCGAAAUGUCAGCGCAUCCGCCAUAUUGGAUGUGGCAGUUCGUUAAAACUAAUGCAAGCUAACGGACCCAACUUGAUAAAGCGCCUGGAGGUUGGGUUUCACAGCGAGAAAUUCACCGUUUUAUGCGCCUCACUUCAGUGUUAGCCACAAAAUGUCCGUUAAAAAUGUUUGUCUCACUAGUAAAAGGUGAUCCCAUAAUAUGUGGCAUGGGCUGUAAACACCAUGCAGCACAUUGAGUUCGUUCUUGCCACAUCCACUAUGUCGGCGACGUCGACGUGUGAUUUCUGUGUGGCGACGACUAUUGGGGCGUCACAAAAUGACAUCGCGCAUCUUUGGGCGAAUUUCCUCACGUUCUAAUUGGUCGUCGAACCGGAAGCAAUCGCAGCAUGCUCGGCGACGACCAUGUAAACAAAUGUUAAUGUUUGCUGGAACAAUUGGAGGAGGAAUGCCGUCUGAAGAGGCUGUAGUUUGAUUUCAGGAUGUUGUUUUUCUCAUCGUUAUGGUUCCUGUUUGUCAUCUUCUGGGUGGAGACCAUCAGUGUGUGGCUGUUUCUCUCCAUGUUCUACCAAGACAGAGCCUUCUACCAUUGGGGAGAUGGGGUAUUUUCAGAUGAUUCUGGCCAACUGAUAUACAUGAUGAGCAGAAUGGAUACCCACAUGCAGUAAAAGAUGUAGACUAGAAGAACGUCAAGGGCUCUCCUGAAAGGACUCUUGAAAUGAAGGCAGUUGCAGUCGGGUUGCUCACCAUUUAAAAACAAAACAAAGCAGCACUAGCUUUUGUUGUUGUUGAAGUGCACCGUCUUUGUGAACAUGGUUACAUCCUCAGUAGAUGUAGAAUGAAGCCUCUGGCGAGCACACGCAUCACUUUUUCACUUGCAGGAAAAAAAACGUAAGCAAAGUAUUUGUUAUUUGAUUUUAGUACGUAAUACUAAUUGUCCUCCUGAGGGCAACAUUGACAUGUCACUGCUGGAUAUUUUGUGUCCCUGCAUGAUACAACACACACAUGUGCAGGCUAAACACACGGUGAUGUUAUCCCAACAACCAGUCCCGAUUUCUGUUUCUCUCCCCCCCUUUUAUUUGUCUCAUUUUUGUAUUCCCGAAAAGAUGUUUUAUCAUGACUCUUUGCAGAUAUGUUUGUUGUGGAAGUGGAAUAUUUCAAUAAGUCAAUAAGGUGCAUGAACAAUUAAAAGGAAUAGUUUGAUAACUCGUACAAAUGUAAAUGUGUGUUUUGAAGCCAAGUUUCAAACAUGAUGAAACACACCAAUGCUGUAACACAGUGGUCCCCAACCUUUUUGGACCCACGGCCCGGCUCGUGUUCCCACGGGGGGGGUUAGCGAUGUAAUUUAUCUAUUUUGUAUGUAUUGUGUAAAACUAAGACAGGAUCAACAUCAAAUUAAAAGCACAGAGUGAAUACAGACCCACCAUC